AUAAACUGGCAAAUAAAGAAAGGUGUGUGUUUGGGAAUUGGAAGAAGCAGGGGAGAAAUGGGCACGCAGGUAUUGUUCUUCUUCUCUGUGUUCUUCCUCGUCAGCGCGUCCUCCUAUGCCAAGCAAACAAUCAAACAAGAAGUCGUAAUUGCGAGUAGCAGCAGUGGAGGAGGAUCCGACCCCCAGAAUCAGAAGCCGCGUAGAGAGACGAUUGAAGUCAAGGGUGGACCGGAGGAUGUGGUCUGGGUGGUUCAGCUCUCUGAUCUCCAUUUCAGCGUUCAUCAUCCCGAUAGAGCACGAGAUUUUAGGGAUUUGGUUACCCCACUUCUUUCCGUCGUCAAUCCUUCUCUCGUCCUCAUCACUGGAGAUCUCACAGAUGGUAAAAGCAAGGACUUGUUGACUAUGAGGCAAGAUGAGGCAGAAUGGAUGGAAUACCGGAAAGUCAUGGAAGAUGUUAUUAAAAGAAGUGGACUUAACAAGAGCAUCUUUUACGAUGUGAGAGGUAAUCAUGAUAAUUUUGGUGUGCCAAUCAUUGGUGGAUCAUUUGAUUUCUUUUCCAACUAUAGCAUCAAUGCACAGUUGGGAAGAAGUGGGGAAGUCAAUAGUUUCACUAUUCAGACUGUUACAAGGAAACUUCUCUUCGUCGGGUUUGAUAGCACAAUGUUGGUGGGCUUACGAGGCCCGACUAAUCUAUUUGGUCAUCCAACUGACCAACUAUUAGCUAAACUUGAUGCUGAACUGUCACAGUGGAAUUCAGAAUCUGGAAAGCCAGUAACUAAGAUUUCUUUUGGGCAUUUCCCACUUUCAUUUUCUGCAGACUCUUGUUCUGGAAAAUCUCUGAAGGAUAUUUUUCUGAAGCAUUCCAUAUCAGCUUAUCUAUGUGGGCAUCUCCACACAAGGUUUGGUAAGAAUUUAAAGAGGCACCAUUACUCAAGCGAUGAUCUGUCAAUUACCCAAAAGUUUUAUCAGUUGAAUGCACAGGAAACACAUUCAGGAAGUAUAGAAAAUUGUUCAAAUAAAGCUUCACUGAUCAAGGAAUUCUGGGAGUGGGAAAUGGGUGACUGGAGGAAGAGUAGGGCGAUGCGCAUUUUGGCUAUUGAUAGAGGUUACUUGUCAUUUGUUGAUAUUGAUUUCAAAUCAGGAGCUAAAGGAACUAUCAUUUUACCCACAUUUCCAUUGGAUUCACGUACAAUGUUAUCAAUGUCAGCAAGUCACCAGUAUAAAUGUCAGUCUGUAGACCCUUCAUCUUAUGCCACUAUUAGAGCACUGAUUUUUUCUCAUUCCCUAAUUGUCUCCGUUGUAGCUAGAGUCUAUGACUCAAAACCUGGACAUCUUAUUUUAGUCCUAGAGGCAGAAAUGAGAAAGCAUGCUGGUACCUCUUCCAGGGGAGAUCUUUAUUUGACACUGUGGAAUCAUAAAGCUUUUGAGGAUCCAUCCCCUGAUAGAUAUUGGUUGCAAAUAGAAGCUACAGACAUCAAGGGCAGGUCAACUUCAAGUGAGUUGAGACCAUUUUCAAUAAAUGGCAUAAGUGCUAAGCUGUCGUGGACAUGGAAAGAGUUUUUCGUCAUGGGUUGUCAAUGGGCUGCUUUAUAUUACCCUAUACUCUGGUCUUUUUAUUUAUUUAUGCUGUCCGUUCUUAUUAUUCCGAAAGCCAUAUUCACUUAUUUAAAGAAGCAUUACAACUAUAAGAAAUUUAGUGCUAAUAAAGGGUUAAUAAAUGGCAUAGCUUGGGUUCUGACAGAGCUGUAUGGUGUUCCUCUGUUGUGGUGGGGUAUGUUAGUUUACUUAUUCUACCUUUUGUUAUUUCCUUGGCUUUUUGGGCAUGUCUUCACUGAUGGUGGAGAAAUGGGAUACAUGACCUAUAAAGGUUGGGUGGUGAAAGUAAGUAAGAUGGGAAAAGUGGAAUUCAUGGGAUUUCCUGAAAUAAUGGUGAUUGUUCUUCCCCAUCUUUUCUUUGUGGUAUUGCCCACAUUUUUGGUGACUGGGGCGUUGGCUGCAGAGAGGGGAAUGCACCGAGAAUAUUUUCUUUCGCUUUCAGGUAAGAAAGAAGAUGAUCAUGAAGAAGAAAACAAAGGAUCUCGAAGUCAUGAUUUCAGCAGGAAUGGAAAAUCAAAGUUCUGCCUGGAAAAGCGAUUGAUUAGAAACAUUCUUUUGGUGGUUAUAUUGGCAAUUUUUUGGAAUCAUUUAAAGAAUGUCAGAGCCCUUAUGAAAGCUUACUAUAUGAAUCCAUUUUUUCAUUUUCCAGUAUAUAGCUUUUCAAUUCCCCUUUUGUUGGCUUAUGGCAUCUACAAAACAAGGAGCGUAUGACAAAUUUCCGGAAGCAAGCCUUGAAGUGUUGUGCUCUCUAAGUUAUGCAAGUUAUAUGAUCUCUUGAGCCCCUUACCAGAAAAUCAAGCUCAAGCCAUUGGUUGGGCAUCUAUCUCUAUUGAAGCGUCAUGUAUCUCUAUUUCCUUGUAAAUGGUGUCAUCAGUUAACCAUAUGAGAGAGACAAGAGGAAGAUAUCAGAGCCAAUCAGAGACUUGUAUGAAAAAGCCUUGUCUCCCAUAUGGUUGAGUCUUCACUACUAUCUGACGCAGGAUAGGCAGCCGCAGGUUCCAUCUGCAGAUUUUUGUUGUCCCAACAGUGUCUGUAAUUGGGAGACACUCUUUAUAGUUUUAAGCUCAUGAUUUAUACUUAAAGCAGGGUAGAAUGAAGGAGAUAUGGUUAAAUGAUGUCCGUGAUGUUUGACCAUGAUUAGCAGACUUAUAUCCCACUUAAGCGUGGUUGAAACUUUAUGUAUGAUAGCUGAAGCCAUUUAAAUCAUCAUUUUUUAGCUCAUUUGAGGGGCUAAUGCAGUAA
Molecule: messenger RNA, 2838 nt
Organism: Diospyros lotus (date-plum)
Lineage: Eukaryota; Viridiplantae; Streptophyta; Magnoliopsida; Ericales; Ebenaceae
Product: putative metallophosphoesterase At3g03305
Exons: 4
Coding region: 58-2307 (749 amino acids)
Molecular function (GO): hydrolase activity
Source: RefSeq, a predicted model, not a curated record